CCUGCGCAGGUCUGGAGAUGCUUGGCUCCCAACCGAGUCUGGAGCCCAGGUCAGAUCAGAGCCUCUGGAGAAGAGACCCUUCCUCUGCCUGGCAGCCCCUAAGAGACUCAGAGAGGCCCCCAUGGCAGGUUUCCUUCUCCCACCCCCGCUGAUCCUACUGCUGUCCGCAGCCCUGGGAUCUGCUGCACAGGAAGCCCAGGAUGACAGGAUCAGGUACAGGAUUCUAUAUUCAGACCCAUGCGAGAUAAGGUCCCGGCCCUGGCAGGUGGCCCUGCUCAAGGGUAAUAAGCUCCACUGUGGAGGCGUGCUGGUCAACGAGCAGUGGGUGCUCACCGCUGCCCACUGUGUGAUGAGUGCAUACAACGUACACAUGGGCAGUGAAGAGCUGGGAAGAAGCCAGAAGAUCAGGGCCACAAAGUCAUUCCGCCACCCCGGCUUCUCCAAACAGACCUAUGAUAAUGACCUCAUGCUGGUGAAGUUAAAUAGCCAGGCCAGGCUGUCAGACAGUGUGCAGAAAGUCAACCUGCCUUCCCGCUGUGAACCCCCUGGGACUGAAUGUACUGUUUCUGGCUGGGGCACCAUCACCAGCCCUGAAGUGACCUUUCCAGAGGAGCUUAUGUGCACAAAUGUCACCCUCAUCUCCUCUGAAGACUGCAGGAAGGUUUACGGGGACGCGCUGGGAAAUUCCAUGCUGUGUGCUGGCAACCGCGACUCCAGAUCCACUGCCUGCAUUGGUGACUCGGGGGGACCCCUGAUGUGCAAAGAUACUUUGCAAGGCCUGGUGUCCUGGGGAAGAUUCCCUUGUGGCCUAAUCAACGAGCCAGGUGUCUAUACCCAAGUCUGCAAGUACGUUGAUUGGAUAAAUGACACCAUGAGAAAGCACCGCUAAUCUCUCCAUACACCCAUCUCUCCAUCCCUACAGUCUGAAUAGGAAAUUCACGGAAAUAAGGACAUCGCUGACCUACAGCAAUACUUGACUUUACCUUUCCUCAAAGACCUAUCAAAACCUCAACAAUAUGCCAUGUGUGUAAGCCAGUCAAGUCAGCAAGGACCUAAAACCAAAGCAAGAAAUGCAAAAACCUCCGUGCUGGUAAAGGGGUAGUGAGACCAGCACUCUUGGCCACUGAAAGUGGAAGUUCAUACAAUUUCUGUGGAAGUUGAUUUGGCAAUGUGACUCAGGAGCCUUGUUCUCCACAUUUGACCCAGUAAUUCUAGGUCUAGGAAGAUACUACUAAAAAAUAAAAAAAUAAAAACCCAAAAUGUGGAGCAAGGUUUGAAUUUAUCACAACACUAUUUAUCAUAGCAGAAGAGUGGAAGCACUGAACAUGUCCAGAACCUGUGGAGUGCUUAAGUAAACAAUAGGCUGGCUUGAGACAGAAUAUUGUGAAGCUGUUAAGGAUAAUAACUGUGCAGAAUUGUUAGUGUUACACGAGGAUGUUUGUGCUGUGUGAUGUUAAAUGAAAAAAGGAAGAUGCAGAAAUAUAUGUGCAUGUCAUCCUCACUAUGUAAAAUGAAAAUAUUCACAAGAUAAAAGCUGAAAGCACAUGUACCACACUGCAUAAUGUGCUAGUCAUGGGGUGCCUGCUUCCUUCCAUUUACUUUUCUGUGGGUGUACACUUUUUUCUUUUUUUAAGCUCUUUAUUGGAAUGUAAUUGCUUUACAC
Molecule: messenger RNA, 1663 nt
Organism: Hippopotamus amphibius kiboko
Lineage: Eukaryota; Metazoa; Chordata; Mammalia; Artiodactyla; Hippopotamidae
Product: kallikrein-7-like
Exons: 6
Coding region: 122-889 (255 amino acids)
Biological process (GO): proteolysis; positive regulation of antibacterial peptide production
Molecular function (GO): serine-type endopeptidase activity
Source: RefSeq, a predicted model, not a curated record